AUGGCACUACCAAUCCGUGCGCGCAAGGCAGUAUUAAGCCCUCUUCCUACUCUUUGCGCGGCGCCUAACAAAACCAAAUCCGCCGCGUUCCAUGCCGUCACAUAUUGUGGUGACUGGUUACAGUGUCUGCCGUUCAAGGUUGCCUCAAAGUCGUGGGAGAGCUCGAAGUCCCAUGGGUCGAAGACCACGGUCUCGAUGCACUAUUUCUGGAUGAGCAAAAGCUGCGUGAUUCUCUUGGCCAAGUGA
Molecule: messenger RNA, 246 nt
Organism: Penicillium bovifimosum
Lineage: Eukaryota; Fungi; Ascomycota; Eurotiomycetes; Eurotiales; Aspergillaceae
Exons: 1
Coding region: 1-246 (81 amino acids)
Source: RefSeq, a predicted model, not a curated record